AUAAAACUCAUACUAAAUGGGCAUAUUAUACCUAUAACCCUAAAAAAAAAAAUUAAUCGUGAUAUUUCUGAAAAAAAUCCAUUUAGUUGUGGGUCGUCCUUUCCUUUCUCCCCUCCAUCCUUCUCUAUUCACAUUCCAUGAGCUAAUGAAGCAGAAUGAUUAAUUGAAACCAGACAACAAAGCUUGUUUCUUUUCACCCUCAUUGCCCAUCAUUCCUCCUCCACCAACUCCUCUCCCCUCCCUUAUUCCUUAUCUUUUCCCCCUGCUUUGUUUCUUGCCCUCUUCUUGUUUGGUUGGUGCGCAAUGCGGUGGAAUGACUGGAAUAGUGUUUGUCUUCAAUGAAAAUGAGGGAAAGGGAAGGAAAGGGAAGUGAUUGAGAAGAAGAACAAAACCCCAGCAGAGUUGGUUCCUUCUUUCUCAACAAUCCUUUCCCCAAGUAGGGAAAUUUCUUCCUUUCCCCCUUUCUGCAUUUUUGGGCUAAAGAUGAGGAAGCAUGGUUGGCAACUUCCAUAUCACCCACUUCAGGUGGUGGCUGUUGCUGUGUUUCUGGCUAUGGGUUUCGCAUUCUACGUGUUUUUUGCUCCUUUUGUGGGGAGGAAUAUGUUUCAAUACAUUGCAAUGGGAAUCUACACCCCUCUGAUCAUGUGCGUCUUCGGCCUAUAUAUUUGGUGUGCAGCAUCUGAUCCUGCAGAUCCUGGAGUUUUCAGAUCCAAGAAGUACCUUAAAAUUCCAGAGAAUGAGAAACAUCCUCAGCAUAAAGACCUGAAACAAGGUACGGAAUCAGCCUCAUCAAUGCAGGAUGGGAAUUCAUCCACCAUUGGAGGGAAGUCAGUUGAGAAGGGUGUGGGGGAGGGUGCAAAUGCAGCUGCAGCUGUAACAGACUUGAAGAAUGAGACCAAGGCAAAGUCUUCUUGUUUGUUGUUGGCUCUCUCUCCUUUUGCUUUCAUAUGUGGUAGGUGCAAUCCAAGUGAUAAACACUCUGAGCAGUUGAGUGAAGAUGGCAUGUUCUAUUGCAGUUUGUGUGAAGUUGAGGUUUUCAAGUACAGCAAGCAUUGUAGAGUUUGCAAUAAAUGUGUUGACCGGUUUGACCAUCACUGCAGGUGGAUUAAUAAUUGUAUAGGCAAGAAGAACUACAGAAAGUUCUUCACGCUCAUGGUCUCUGCUCUCCUCUUGCUUAUAUUCCAAUGGGCAACUGGGAUUCUUGUACUUAUUUGCUGUUUCGUCGAGAAGAAACGAUUUGUCAUGGAUAUCUCAUCCAAGUUGGGUAGCAGUUUCUCUAUGGUGCCCUUUGUGAUGGUAGUGGCAUUGUGCACCAUUUUGGCCAUGCUUGCAACUCUGCCCCUGGCCCAACUGUUCUUCUUCCACAUCUUGCUCGUAAAAAAGGGAAUCAGCACUUAUGAUUACAUAAUAGCUCUAAGGGAGCAGGAACAAGAGCAGCAAGGAGUCGGAGGUCAGCAGAGUCCUCAAAUGUCGCAAGUCAGCUCACUUACUGGACUAAGUAGUGCCAGCUCGUUCUCGACAUUCCACCGUGGUGCCUGGUGUACACCACCUCGACUGUUUCUUGAAGACCAGUUUGAUGUUAUUCCACCGGACACUGGAUCCGUAAGUUCCUAUGGUAAAAAUGCGAUCAGAGAAGACCCAACGAAGAAAAAAAACCCAGCUGCCGUAAAGAUCAGUCCUUGGACAUUGGCUAAACUGAAUGCUGAUGAGGUCUCAAAAGCUGCUGCUGAUGCCAGAAAGAAGUCCAAAAUCCUACAACCUGUGAUGAGACAGGAACCAUCAUUCUCGCUAGCGAGAGAUAACAGCUUUGGAAGCAGUGGGGGCCGAAUGGUCUCUAGACUUGACAACAGAAGACGAGUUAGCAAAAGGGUAAGACUCCCAGCUGAUUUGCCAAUGGAGCAGCCUGUAACUGCUGUUGGGGUCUCAGCAGGGAAAGUUUUCACGGGAACUUCUUCCUCAAGUUUAGCCCCACUUCAGUUCGAGGCUAGGAGUGCUUUCCAGCCAAGUAGAGGUUCAACGUUGGCAAGCUCAGUUGGCGUUGUUGCUGCAUCAUCUCCUGAAAGCAGUAGCGUAGACUCGCCAGAUAUUAACCCAUUUCGGGUUUCUUCAUCAGGAGCUGAAGAUUCAAGGAGACUCACUGGUCUCCUUCCAAUUGUGGGUGGUUCUAACAGUGGAUUCCCUCUCUCGAGAUCUACUAGUGAUGGGUAUGAAGCUUCUGGUGGUGAAGAUAGUGAUAGGGUUCCUACCAGGAUUGUGCAGAGAUCGACUAACUGGAGCAAUCUUCUCUUCCAGGCGAAUCAGGAUGAAGGGAUUAUGAGACUGAAAGCAGCAGCACCAUCAUCGAGCCAAACUUAUAGUGGAAAGCUUUAAGCUUUCGUUUUUGUUUGCCGGUCUCCCUCAUGCAUUUAAACAAUUCUUUCAUUCUUGGGCCAAAGUGAUACCUGGGUAGUUGGCCAAUUCACUUAGCUUAUUGAUAUAUAUUUGUAGUUUGGCUUCUGGAUUCAGAAGGCGGGUGGUGGUUCAAGGUGGAAGAACAAAUGCCAAUUGAGCUCAUUUUGUACAACUUAUUGUGCUCUCUCUCUCUCUCUCUCAUCCAAUGCAGUUUGCAAGAACAGCUUUCCCUAACUGGAAACUGAGGAUAUGUGUAGUGCUCAUAAUGUUAGCUGCAUUCUUAUGAAUGGCCACCGCAGCAAAUCAACGUAAAUGACCCAUUAACUCCACUGAUAGUUCCAAUGUGAAAAUGACCUUGAUUUCCUUUGAUCUUAUAUAUAGUACAUGUACAUUACAGUAAAUACCCAGACACAAACCCCAGCAUAAUAAAAGCAAACUCAACAAACGAUUCCAUCAGUAAACUUCAGUCUAUAACGUACUAUUAUUCACAAGAUCCAUGGUUCUGAGUUACAAAAUGAAGAAACCGUCUUUGUUACACAAACACAAGGACAGGCACAGAAACAGAAACAGGGGGAAAUUGCUCGUUCUUUCUUAUCAAGUGUAGACAACAGAAACAAGAUGAGGCACCUUUUCAUCAUCGAAAGGCAAGCAGACAUACUCCCUCGCGAAUUCCUGCGCAAUCUCUGAAGCAAGCUCCCCGCGAACAGCCUUGCAGUACAUAUACAGAACCGUCUGCGCAGCGAAGAAGUAGAGCAAAAUCAGAGUCAAAAGAGCGGAAGUCACCACAAUCUGAGCCACAAAGAACCAGCUAUUCCAUCCUUGGCUGCCGCCAAGGGCGUCGCCGCCCAAUUUCGCGGCUGCAAUCGAGCUGGUCCAAGUCAAUAUCCCGGAGACGAGUCCAAACGAGAGGAAGAAGUAGAGAACCGCUCGCCGCAUCCCUUUCACCAAAUACCCGCUGCGCCUCAAUGCUGGAACUCCCCAGCUGGAUUCCGCCACGACGAUCACGGAGGAGAUAGACCAAUUUACUUUGAAAUAGAGGAGAACGGCGAGCAGGACGACGGAGUAGACGACGGCCAGUGCGAGGAAGUAGGGAGAAUCGGUGUCAAUUUCGAGACACACCAAGUCCAAACCCUUGAUUACGAAGUAGAAUGAGCAGAGGAAGAGAAGCGCCACCAGGGAAAGCAGGAGCUCGACGACGAUGUGGGUGAUGAAGAGACGGAAAAAGGAAGUCAACCCGGAUUUGAUGGCGGAGACGAACUUGACGGGUCGGCCAUAGAAUCCGUGGAGGACGCUGUAACUGAUGGAGCCGAUUGCGAGGAUAGUGAAGACGAAGAAGAAGAGGGCGAAGCAGGCCACGAGGGCAAGGGUUUCGAUUGGGAGUUGGAGGUCGUCGUCAUCGUGGUGGUGGUGGUGGUGGUGGCGGGGGAAAUUGAACUGAUCGGAGGAUUGGGAGUUCAAUUGGGCGAGGCUGGGGAGGAGCGGCGGCGGACGGGAGAGGAGGGAUUUGGGGCGGUGGCCGGAGUGAUGGUGGAGGAGGAGGUUGUGGAUGGUGGAGAAGACGGUGACGGAGAAGGAGAGAGGGAGGAGGAAUAGGACGGAGAGGGCCAGGAAGUGGCGGGAGUGGGCGUUGAUUAUGCGCUUCGAUUCGGAUAAGACGGCGGAGAAGUCGAGCGGCAGGGGCGGCGGCGGUUGGGUUGACAUGGCGGUGGAGUGUGGAGGUGGAUGGUGACGGAGGGAGUAAGGAUGAAUAGAUGGAGAAAUCCGAUAGAUUGGAUUUUCAAGUAUCAAUAAAUUAGAAUGGGAGUGGAGUGCAAAGAAUUUGCGGUAUGGAAGUUUUGUCUUUUUCUGCGGCGGCCAAUCCUGACGGUAGUCGUUUGGGAAAAGUUGGCGACAGAGCUAGGCUCCGAU
Molecule: messenger RNA, 4299 nt
Organism: Linum tenue
Lineage: Eukaryota; Viridiplantae; Streptophyta; Magnoliopsida; Malpighiales; Linaceae
Source: the annotation of a GenBank genome assembly